AUCCCGCGGCCGAGGGCAGCUGGAGCAGCUCCGGGACCGACCCCGCGAACGGCAGCGUGCGAGGGGGCUGGUGGCGGCAGGAGGGACCUCGGGGCUCCGCUCUGAACUUUGACUGCCGUCGGUCCCGUCCUCUCCCCGGGGCUGCCCUCGGCUCCCCGCUGCCCCCCGACCCCCCUGCCGCUCGGCCCCGCAGGAUGCAGAUCUCACCCUUGCUGGCUGGUGGACUUUUACUCGCGCUGCUCUCCGUCAGGCUGGAGGCGAAGCCGGCAUCUCAGCUCCCACAGAAGGCCUCCCGCGGGUCGGCGGCGGCGGCAGCGGCGGCGGCAGCGGCGGCAGCGAGUCCGCCCGAGGCGGCGGAGCGGGAGAAGGAGCGGGAGAAGGAGCGGAGCGGCGGCGGCGGCGGCUCGGGCCCGCGGGAGGCGCGGGAGGCGCGGGCCGAGGCGCGGCCGCGGGCGGGCUGGGCGCGGCUGCUGCAGGACCCGCCGGGCCGCCGCCACAAGGGCCUCCACAAGAAGGGCCUGGGCAAGGGCUGCUUCGGGCUCAAGCUGGAUCGCAUCGGCGCCAUGAGCGGCCUCGGAUGCUGAGGGACCCCUGGCGGGCUUUGAAUCCAUAGUCCACUUUUUCCUACCACGCACGGCCAGGCAUGGCCAUCCCCCGGCAACAGCUAGAGAAGCAGAGACCCCCUUGGAAUGGACAAAAGAUGUGGUUGUGUUUUUCUUUUUGGUACGAGGAGUCAUGGCACCAACUGUUUUGGUUUUGUUAUUUUUUUAACAAGUGCUCUCUAUCUUAUAUAUAUUAUAUAUACAAACACUCACCGAGACAAGGGACAGUGCUUUUCCAAGAGACUGAUGAA
Camarhynchus parvulus is the source of this 853-nucleotide messenger RNA. RefSeq names its product natriuretic peptide C (gene NPPC). Gene Ontology annotation, cellular component: extracellular region. The record is from RefSeq and is a predicted model, not a curated record. The transcript has 4 exons. Bases 195 to 584 code for a protein of 129 amino acids. Gene Ontology annotation, molecular function: hormone receptor binding; hormone activity. Gene Ontology annotation, biological process: receptor guanylyl cyclase signaling pathway; cGMP biosynthetic process. Lineage: Eukaryota; Metazoa; Chordata; Aves; Passeriformes; Thraupidae.